Bemisia tabaci is the source of this 6077-nucleotide messenger RNA. The record is from RefSeq and is a predicted model, not a curated record. NCBI's taxonomy places the organism in Eukaryota, Metazoa, Arthropoda, Insecta, Hemiptera, Aleyrodidae.
AUUGCUCCUGCUCUAUUCUGAAAUUGUUCAAUUUGUGUGUCUUGACACUCAGGAACAAUUACGAAUAUCAAUGGAGAAGCGGUUACAGUCCACAAUAGCUCAACUGGGAAAUGAGAAGGAGACAGAAGCACAGGAAUUUCAGGACAAAAUAGCUGCCAUAGAGCAGCAGCUGGAUGCAGCAUGUCAACAACAUGAGGAAGCAUUGCUGCGUGCUGAGAACGACAAACAACAAGCAUUACUUCUUGCUCAACAAGAUCAGCAAGCUGUUGCAGAAAAAUUAGAAAGUACUCGAAGGGUUUUGGAGGAAGAAAGGCUUGCGAUGGAGAGAUUGAAGAGAGAAUCAGUCACCAAACAAGAACAGGACAGAGGCACUAUGAAUACGCUACGUGACCAAAUAAAUCGACUCAAUGUUAAGUUAGAGGAAUUAAGGGUCAAAAGUGAGGACACGAAGGAUAAGCUGGAAAUUGAAGUGCAAGAAGUUCGGAAGGAAAGAGAUAUGCAAAUUCAAGAGUGCGAGGAAUUGAAAGUGCAAUUGCACCUAGCAGAAGAUCGUCUUGAGAAUAUUCAUCAACAGUUACAUGACACUGUUCGAAAACUCAAAGAUGUGGAAAACUCAACAGAAGCUGUCCGGAAAGAGUUGAGUGAUGUAAGAAGGCAACUCAGCGAUGCUAACAUUGAAAAAGACAAGUAUUGUAGUUCAAACAAAGACUUAAGAGAGUUUGUCAAACGCUGUGAAAGUGAAAAAAGAGAGCAAGCAAGAAAUUUAGACGAAGCCUUACAGAAGUUAUCAUUAUUAGAGGACACACGAACUCAGCUGGAGUGUGAGCGAGUGAGACUUCAGACGCAAAAUGGAGAGAUGGAGAGGCAGCUGCUACAAGCAACUUCUAACGUUCAGUCUCUUCAAGAGCAAGUAACAAAACUCAGCGGUUCCACUCAGCAACAGCAAGCUGAACAUCGAGAGCUCCAGGCUCGCCUUAAUUCAGAAGUUGAGGAGCGAGAGCGUUUGCAACAAGAUAAUCAUCAGCUGAAAAAACAAUUGGUGGAGUCUGAAAAUAGUGCUGAUGCCAUUCGUGAGGAAAUUUUGCGGCUACGUGAAAGAAAUGAUGCUGACAUUGAUAGGAUGAAAACAAGGGAGCAAGAACUGCUGCUUCGACUUGAGGAUAGUAGAACGAAAGAAAGGAAGUUAGAGGAUCAAAAACAUAAUUUGGAAGUAUGUUUGGCAGAUGCAACUCAACAGAUUCAAGAAUUAAAGGCACGUUUAGGUGGGGCUGAAGGUCGAGUUAGAGCUUUGGAAGCUCAAUUGAUACAAGUGGAAAAUGCUAAGAAAGAAACGGAGCAGAAACUGUGUAGUAUCGGUUCAACCCUGAGACGAAUUGCAGGAAUUCAAAUUGAUGGCUCUGUCCAUCAGCAGGCAAAACCUACCAGGCGUUGGAGCCCAGUCAGAGGUAAAUUCCCUUCUCUUGUUUUUCUCAAAAAAAUGGAUGAUUUGAAGACUCAACUGGAGGGUCAGCGGCGACAGAUCCUUGAUUUGACAGAAAGUAAUACAAAAACAGAAGCCAAGAUGAGUGCCACUCUGGAAAAUGUUCGUCAAUUACAAGAUGAGAAGGCAAACAUUGAGACCAAGUUGAAUCAAAAACAAGCAUCACUAAACAUUCAGGCUGAAGCUCUUCAAAAGAAAGAAGUAGAGUUAGAAUCAGCACUUGAAAGAGUGAAUGCUCUGGAGAUGUCUCUUCAAAGUGGAUUUGAAGAAAAAGGACAACUCGAGGAUCGGUUAGACAGAGCCCGUGGAUCAGUGCUUCGUCUAGAAAAUGAGAAGAAACAAUUGCAAGAAGACUUUAGCCGCACUGAAGCAAGAGCCUCGAAGCUAGAACUGCAGCGCGUAGCUUUGGAAGGAGAUCUGCAGAGGAUGCAUAUUGCACUUCAGGAAAGAGAUAGCACUAUUUCGAAACUGAACGAACGAUGUGAGUCCCAAAGUCGUACGAUUGCAUGUUUAGAAGAACGUUGUGCAUCACUAAAGAGUACUGUUGAACAACUAACAAUCACGUUAGAAUCUGCUGCACUCUCUGAGUCAGAGUUACGCCACGAAGUUUCCUCACUUCAACGCACUCUGACAGACACAUCUGCUACCUCUCAAGCAUCAACUGAAAAGUUCAAACAGCUUCAGAAAGCGCUGAUGAACAGCGAAAAUGAGAGGCGUGUACUCAGUGAAAGGCUGGAAGCAAUGCAGCAAUCAGUAACAGAACAGCGACGUAACAAUGAGUUGCAAUCAGAUCAGCUUGUCAGGUUAAAGUCUGAGAUAAAUAAUCUAGAGCUGCAGAGACAUAGUCUUGAAGCACAGCUGCGACUCAGUAAUUGGCCAGCAGAGGCUUCAACACAACAGUCAAGUGACAGGCAUUCUGCCGAACGAGCAGAAUUGAAACUCAAAGUUGAUUCAUUGCAAGAUAAGGUGAGAGACUUAGAAAGUGAAAAACGAAAUCUUGAAAGGAAACUUCAAGGCAUAAGUUAUGAACGAAUAGAUGCAGACAGCUCAUACACUGUGGACAAUGAACUGCGCGAAAUGAAGGCCAAAUGUUGCCGUCUAGAAACUCAACUUGCAGACAAGGAAGUGGAACUAGCAAGACUAAGGGCAGAACAUGCUAACUGUAAACUUGGGGGUGAAAGGAGUGGUGAUAUAGAAAGGUAUCGAUCAGCUCACCUUCAAGCGGAGAGAUUGUUGGAUGCUCGAGAGCAAUCUCAUCGUCAGCAAGUUCUUCGCCUUGAGAAUCAGGUCCAGCUCUUGCGUGAGCAGCUAAGUCAAGAGGUGAAAAGAAGGCAAAUGUACAUCCUACGGAGCUCUCGCGCUGGCCGAGAAAUGCAACAGCUACGUCAAGCCCUCGGAGACUCUCUACGAACAGUCUCUCAAGAUCCUUCCUUGGAUGCCUUACUUCUUGAACAUGAAACUCGGAAGUUGGAUUCAACGGUGCGAUCAGUAACUCCAGGGCCUUUAGCUUUGCCUCCUCCUCGAUCUUAUUCUCCCUCUCUACAGAAGUAAGACUAAUCUAUCAGUUAGUUCGUUACAUUUAUUUGUUGAAAGCUUGCAACUGUAGAGUAUUAGUACUGAUGGAGUGUCAAUAGUAAAAAUUGAAGAGAAUAUGUGAAUGUGUCCAGCUAAAUUCAAAAGGAUUGAUUUCUACUGUAAAAAUUAGCUUUUAAUCAUUGACUGAGAAUUGUCUAGCAAGUCUUUUUCAAAUGAAGCUCAGUCAUGGGCAUGAAUUUAUUGCUCACUAAAUCGCCGGGAUUUUGAUCAGCAAUUUUUGAACUGAUUUUCUUAUCUUUUGAAUAUUCAGGAUUUUGCCUGUUGAUUUUUUUGACUCUCAAUGAACUUCUUCCCCGAUUCAGAGAUUAUGCUCUCCUUUCAGCCAUUCAUCUGCGGCUUUGAUUUUUUGGAAAAACUUUAAGUGUCCAGUAAAGCUUGAAUAGAGAUAUUGGCUAUUUUCUUAAAUAAGGAUCCAACACAAUUUACAAAGAAAUUUAAAUGGUUUUAAGGGCUCAGUGUCGAGUAUUUAGUGACCUUUCUCAGAUUGGUAGUAGGUACUGUUUUUAUGAUGAGCAUUAUGAAUUAGGUAGUUUUAACGAACCCUCAUCUCCGUAGUCACUGUUAUUGACAUAAAGACUCAAGCCAAAAUUUCUCUAUCAAUAUUUUUGCUGUUGAAGAGAAUUUCUAGUAAAGAUUUCUUGUUAGUUUUUUAAUUUUUCAGUUGAUUUCUUUCUCUUUUUUUCUCCUUUCUUAAAUUUGUAUAUUUAUACUUACUGUGCAUAAUUAAUCCAUCACAACAUAUAAUGGAAACUCUUUUUAUGUUUGUUUUGAUUUUACUUUCCCAUCUGUGCCAUCUGUAUGGUAAAUUAUGCCCUGUGGGAACCAGAAUACAUUUUAAAUGCGAAUUUUAAGCCGUGAUUUUUAUUUAUCUCAAACUUUCUCUCAAGCUUUUUUCUAGUCAUUCCUUCAGGUUUCAUCUAAGUAUUUUUCCUAUUGUUAUUUUUCUAGCUCAGCUUCUUGUUCUCUUUUUUUCUUCGUUCAUUCUUGUGCAAUUACCCGCAUUUAUAUUGCUAUUUUACUUCAAUCUUAGAUCAUUGCAGUAAGCCUAGUCAACUCCUUCAUAUUUACUCCAAGUAAUAUUUGAUCAGUCUGAAAAUUGAUACGGAUGAUGAACUUCAUACUUUGCGUUAUUUACUCAUUUAUUUUUAACUUUUAUUAUUAUAUAUAUUUCAUUUUAUACUAUGUUGAUUGAGAUGUGUUAUAUUGUAGUUGUCAUCGUUUUUCGUUCAUUCUGUUCAUUUAUGUAAUAUCGUUAGUCAUUUGUCUCCUUUAUUUUCUCUCAUCAUUUUUUCAACCAUGAAAAUCAGUUAAUACUUGUAUUCCUCUAACGUUGACUCAAGAGUUUUUAUAAAUAACUAGCUGCCCCCCCCCCCCCCGUGCACACGGGCAACACUCACGUUCGCAAAUACUACACCCAGUUCAUAUGUAAAGUUUUUAUUAAUAUCAAUGAAAAUUGUUCAAUGAAAAUCGACUGAAAGAAUUUUCAUGCUACUUUAUUUUAUUUAUGCUACAGAAUUUUAAAAGGUUUUAAUUUCCUCAACAAUAGAAGUUGCCGUCAAUUCUAAUGAUUUUGUCCCGUUGUAAUUUAUAACUCUUGCAUUAAGAAUUUUAUACCAUUUUUCUCCCUGUAGUUCCGGUAUAUUCGAAUUGUCUGCAGUAAUAUACAUCUGAAAGAGUAAAGAAGUCAUUAAUUAUUAUGUUACAAGACGCUAAAAAACCUGUUAAUAUGGCUAUGAUAAAAGGGUUAAUACGUAAUUAAUAUGUCAAUAAGACGAUAGAUUUUUUACUUUUCAAGGCGUCUUAAUGUAUCGAAAAAGAAAGUGUUAAUUCGCAGUAUUAGUUUAUUGAUGCAUAUGUUUCAGAUCGAAUUCCAAUUAUUUAAUUUUACUUGAGAAAGAAAUUGACUUAGUUCAGUAGGUAUCUUAAUGAUUUGUAAUAUUAUCUUAUAUACUUUUCAAUUAUUGCUGCAGUGUUUUGCAGAAAGUGGCAUUCUGUCUAAAAGAAACUUUCUUAGAGGUCCCGUGCAACAGCGCUGCCAUUUGAUUUUAUCAAGGGAUUCCGAUUUCCGGAAACAUAUUCUGAUUUGCCAAAGUUCCGAGAAAAAUUCCGAUUCCUUAAAAAAUUCUGGCAAAAAAUUCCGAAAUACGCCCGGCCUUAGUUCCUAAGAUCGCCUAAUUAGAUCGAAAAGUCCCUAAAUUUGAUCAAGUGAAUGGUCGAGCUGGCGAAAAUCCGCCAAUUCCUAGGAAAUUCCGAAAAUAGCUGAAAAUUUUGGGGAUUCGGAAGAUUUCGGGAUUUCCAAUUUUUUGAAAAGUUCCGAAUUUCGGAAUUACUUCCGGGAAAUGGCAGCACUGCCAUGCAAUGACAAAGCGCAAAAAAGCAAGAACCACCCUCAGCGCUCGGUGGGUGAUCGUGUCCGUAGCGGCGCUUAGUUCAUAACUCCCACUAGAUCAGACAUAUUGUUAAAAAAAUGCUGAUUCCUAUGGUAAUUUGAUCUGUUCUUUCCAAAUUUUGUGUCAAAAAAGCCGGCAAAAAUGUCUAAAUGUAGGUUUUGAACGUCGAGAGCCGAAGAAAUUGCUCCAUAAAAAAGAGGAUCUUGUGCCUCUUAUAAAAUGGAGGAAAAACACAAUCAUCGAACAGAAAAAUGUUAUCUUAUCAUCUAUCCAUGUAAUUCUAUUAAAAGGAAAAUAUUUCCGCCUCUGCAAAUCCCAACAAUAUUGAUUUUUAGCAGCAGGGCAUGAGAUCAAAGUUCCCUGAAAAAUAAGCCUUAAAAAAUAAAUUUUUCAGAAUAUUGUAGACUGGCAAAGUGUCAUUGCCGUUCGUUGCGCGGUUCUCUUUGGUACUUUUAGAAAGCAUAUAUCCUAGAGAUACCAUAUACCAAAGUACAAACGGUACAAACCGGUACAACCAUAUUUUUCGGAUGCUUCUUUGAGGUGACCUCCAAUUUCCGUGAAAAUCGGAUGUAUGAGUUUUAAGGAACCACAGUACACAGUAAAGCGGCCAA